This is a messenger RNA of Nicotiana attenuata, 999 nucleotides long. RefSeq lists its product as uncharacterized. The record is from RefSeq and is a predicted model, not a curated record. Lineage: Eukaryota; Viridiplantae; Streptophyta; Magnoliopsida; Solanales; Solanaceae. Bases 1 to 999 code for a protein of 332 amino acids. The transcript has a single exon.
AUGGAGUACUUGAGCAGAUCCCUACAUGAGCUUAAGAAGGAACCUACAUUCCAGUAUCACCUCAUAUGUAGGAAACUGGACAUAACUCAUAUGAAUUUUGCUGAUGAUCUCUUGUUAUUUGCUAAAGGUAAUCUAUCCUCAGUGGUCACAUUAUACAAAUACUUCUCUCAGUUCUCUGAAGCAUCAGGUUUGCAGGCUAAUUUGGAUAAAAGUUCAGUAUAUUUUGGUGGAGUGAAACAAGAUGUGAAGGAGCAGAUAUUGGCUCACCUGGGGUUUGAAAAAGGAUCCUUGCCCUUCAAAUAUCUAGGCAUUCCUUUAUCUACAAAGAAAAUAGCUCUCAUACAAUGGCAGCCUGUGAUUGAAAAGAUCACAGCCAAGAUCUCUUCCUGGACUGCUAAAAAGCUAUCCUAUGAUGGUCGUGUGCAGUUGGUUCAAUCUGUUAUUUUUGGUAUUCAAGCUUACUGGGCUCAAUUGUUCAUCUUGCCUGCUAAGGUAUUGAAAAUGAUAGAGGCACUCUGUAGAAGCUACAUUUGGUCUGGAACUAACACAAUAACCAGGAAGGCAUUAGUAGCAUGGGAAAAGAUUUGUACUCCUAAGUCAGCUAGUGGACUAAAUCUCAUAAAUCUUCCUCUGUGGAACAAAGCAGCAAUUGCCAAAACGUACUGGGAUUUAGCACACAAACAGGACAAGCUAUGGAUAAGGUGGAUCAAUGCAUACUAUAUCAAACAACAGCAGCUACAACAUAUGCCAUUGCCACAACAAGCAAGUUGGAUGGUGAGAAGAAUAAUUGGAUCAAGGGUAACCAUGCUACAGACACAGAAUUUAAAUGAUCACUGCAAGAGCAUUAUCAGACAAAUAUACCUACAGCUGUUAGGAGACUUACCAAGAGUUAGCUGGAAAUGUCUAGUCUUUCACAACUCUGCCGGACUAAUGGCAGUCUUCACCAUGUGGCUGUUGCUCCAUGGAAGACUACCUACUAAAGAUAGGCUAGCCAACUAG